Messenger RNA from Manis pentadactyla (Chinese pangolin), 980 nucleotides. RefSeq names its product serine/arginine repetitive matrix protein 1-like. The transcript has 2 exons. The record is from RefSeq and is a predicted model, not a curated record. NCBI's taxonomy places the organism in Eukaryota, Metazoa, Chordata, Mammalia, Pholidota, Manidae. Bases 1 to 783 code for a protein of 260 amino acids.
AUGUGCGUGACUGUCCCCGCAGCUAGACCUAUUCUGUGGCGCCCCGGACGCCACCGUACACUCCGCCUUCCAGCGCGCUCCCGCACGCGCCCGCCCUGCCACAGCCGCCGCGCGCCGAGGCUGUCCCAGCGGCCCCGGCUCCGGCACGAGGACGCGCCCAUUCCCCUCCCCUCAAGCAGGAGAGGCCCUGGCUCCUCCAGCCUACCCACCCUACCCUACCCCACCCCACCCCACAGGCCAGGCACUCGAGCCGCCAGGGCCUCUAUCCCCCCUCUUCCCCGGCCGGCUACUAGGCCGGCCCCCUUCCCUUCCCCUAGCCGUCCACACCCACGCGUACAGAGGGGCCGGGGCCUCCCUCAACUGCGGCCGCGGCCUCCUCCCCGCGCGGCAGCUGGUGCCUCCCCAGCCCUACGGGGCUCACGCGCACGACACAGCCACAAGAUGUCCGCUCUGACGGAACUACUGCCAGCUGCCACGCUCCGCCCCUCCCCCCUCCUCCUGCCUCUUCACCGCCGCGUAUCAGUCCGCCACCGCUGCCGUCGGGAGCACAGGACGAGACCUAAGACUGAAGGGGAACGGGUUCCUUCCCACGUCCAAGGCCGAGGAUAUCUGCUACCCGAUUUUCCUUCUUUUCGGAACAGCGCCUUCUUACUAAACAGAUUGGAGGGCCACAAACUUAUGAAACUUGGUCAAGAAAUCAGAGUUUUGGGUCCGAAAACUCGAUACUCACUGAAACAUCCAGAAGAAACAGAAAAAUGGGAUUGGCCUGUUUUAUUCAGCUAGGUGUAAAGUACGGCGAGUGAUUUUGCUAUCUAGUGCGUCUUUCUGUCAAACCCUAGUAAGACAUUUCUAAAAGAAAAAGGGUAACUUAACCUGGUCACUUUUCUAACAUUUGUCAAAUGACCCCGCUUAAUAAAGUGGAGAUCUUUAAGAAUUAAAUGGAAAUAUAAACUUGUAUAUAUACUUCUUAAAAAAAGAAA